CGCGCCCUCGGCGCGAAGGCCGUCGUUAUGCAACUGGUGGCGGCGGUGCGCGGGGCCGUGCGCUCCGUGCAAGCGCGGCUCCUCUGCGCAACAAAAGGCGGCUGCACCCUUCGGGGAACAAUGCAGAGCGCCCUGCUGCUGCUGCGUCUGCGUCCUAUAGGCAUUGCACGGACUCGGAGGCCUCGUCUUGCUGCUGCCGCUGCCUCUGGUAUUUAAAUGCAGUAAUGCUUUAGAGGUGUGCCCUUUCUUUUCGCAAAGGCGCACCUUUCUGCUUCCAGACAAAGGAUCCUCAAAUAAGAAAAGAAGAUGAACGUCGGGGUUGCCCACAGUGAAGUAAACCCCAACACAAGAGUAAUGAACAGCAGAGGAAUGUGGCUCACAUACGCUCUUGGGGUUGGCUUGCUCCAUAUUGUCUUGCUCAGCAUCCCGUUCUUCAGUGUUCCGGUUGCGUGGACCUUAACCAAUGUUAUUCACAAUUUGGGAAUGUAUGUAUUUUUGCAUGCUGUAAAGGGGACACCAUUUGAAACACCUGACCAAGGCAAAGCAAGACUGCUGACGCACUGGGAGCAGCUGGACUACGGCGUGCAGUUCACAUCCUCCCGGAAAUUCUUCACAAUCUCUCCAAUUAUUUUGUAUUUCCUGGCAAGCUUCUACACAAAAUAUGAUCCGGCACAUUUCAUCCUAAACACGGUUUCUCUCUUAAGCGUACUUAUUCCUAAAUUGCCACAGCUGCAUGGAGUCAGAAUCUUUGGGAUCAACAAGUAUUAAGCAGGAGAAACGAAACUAAGAGCAAUCUGACCACAACAUGGUAUUGGCUGCUUGUUUCCCUUGGCAGAAGGAACAGUUUGCAGUGCCACUUAUCUAAUAAUCUACAACAAGACUUUCUACUCCCAAGAUGUGUGCUAUUCUUUCAAAGCUAUGCGGGAGAGGAAUAAGACUUUCUGAAGACGUAUCAAACUUAAGUGGUAUAUCUUUGGAGGAAAGGCAUAAGGAGCUAGGCAGGCCUAGUUCUAUUAUGUUAGGUGCACUUGCAGGAUAUAUGCCAAGCUAGCAUAAAUGAGUCUCAAAAGGAGAAUGAGUAAUUUGAUUGAAGCAUAGGCAUAAUGUUUCACAAACUUAAGACAGCUGUGGCAACGCAAAGUGCUUUGGGAAAAGAAGGGGGAAUUGCCCCAGUUCUCCAUUGUAAUGCUUUUUGGGUGUUUUUUAAUUUUAUUAUUUUACAUCCAGGAUUUUAUCUCCAGCUGCAGGAGUUGCCAGGUUAACAACAAAAGCAAGUGCUGUGACUCCAUUGUAAUGGAUUUAAGUUCAGGGGGCUGAGGUCAAAUUUAAAGUCUUUGUUUCAUACAAAUUUAAACCAAAUCAAUGUUUUCCAGACAAAGCUGACCAUUCUGAAACAUUCAGAGUAUCUAAACUUACAAAAUGAUCUGUAGAACUGGGUUCUUUUCUGCUUUGGCUUUGCCUUCAGUGCAAACCGCUAAAUAAUUUUUCACUUCCGGAGAUUGCUCGCAAAAAUGAGAGCCCUGUUUCAGUUAGUAGAAACGCUGUCUCCAGUAGAAUAUCUGGCCUUGUACAGGCAACAACCAUUUUGCACGGGGGUUAAGGACCUGACCCCCGUGUGCAUCGGCUGAGUUCGCAUAAGCCCGCUCUGCCCUGUUGUGCCCACGCCCCCCCUUUUCCGGAUACUUCCUUGUCGCACGUGUGCAAUCACACACAUAUUGGACACGUGCAAAACAUUCAUUGCCUGUACUCAGCUAGAAAUUGCCACGCGAUGGGUAACACACGACACCAUAAUGUGUUGCCUCCAGAUUUCCGCACCCACCCCCUUGUGCUUUACGCAAAUUGUGAAAAUUAAGGGUGGACUGUAGGCUUGAUUAGAACUGUGUAAACUGGGGAAAAUUUUGCCUUAAGAGCUUAAGGUCUUUGUUUCAGUGUUUGCUACUACCUGAUAUGGCAAAUACCUCUUGGAGAAAACAUUUUGUGUAACCCAAGGAAGAGGCAUGUGUUUCCCCCUGUUGAAUGGGGAACGGCUGUGACUUGGUAGCAAAGAGACGCACCUUGCUUCAAUUAAAACUCUGCCUCAUUGCCUACAGAGACGAGUGAAUUCAAGCUAGUAGUGAUUAUGCACUAAUGGGCUACCUUCAAUAAACUGUACUUUCCUUGGACUCUGAAAAUGUCUGUUAAAAUAUCAAUGUUUUAUAUUAAUAAAGUGAAUGACUUUGA
Molecule: messenger RNA, 2220 nt
Organism: Zootoca vivipara (common lizard)
Lineage: Eukaryota; Metazoa; Chordata; Lepidosauria; Squamata; Lacertidae
Gene: ORMDL1
Product: ORMDL sphingolipid biosynthesis regulator 1
Cellular component (GO): endoplasmic reticulum membrane
Source: RefSeq, a predicted model, not a curated record